AUGACCAUUACGUUGCCAACUUAUAUCUACCGUCUUCUCUCAUGGUCAUUUACACUUCACCUGACCUUCACGACAGUUCUGAUCGCCAUUGCGAUCCUUUGCUUUGUCAUAUGGGCUGUGAUCCGCUAUCGAAUCCUUACAAAGUACUCACGUCUGCCAGAGACGAAUCCAGGCAAGCAUGUGUCCUCUUUCGAUUUGCAUCCAGAUAAUCCUUUCAAGAGUCCUCGAGAAGAAAAAGGGGGGAUGAGCUACCCGGACGAAUUUUUGAGCGCUUUUCUCUCCAGCAUCAAAAUUUUCGGAUAUCUCGAGCAACCUGUGUUCCACGAAUUGGCCAGGCAUCUUCAGACACGACGCAUGCUUGCUGGAGAUACCAUUUUACAAAGCCCGGAUUUGGAACGAUCGUUCUAUAUUGUGGUCGAUGGCUGUGUACAAGUGUAUGAACAAAUACCUAGGGAGGAAGAUGGAGAGGACGAAGAUCACGCCACGACUUAUUGGGAUGAUGAUCCAGAUCACGGUUAUCAACUGUUGAAUGAAGUCAAAAACGGCGGCACGCUCAGCAGUUUAUUCACAAUCUUGUUGCUAUUUACAGAAAAUGUGAAAUUAAGGCAUGAGGAUGAGCCCUUGAAGGAGUUCAAGCGUUCAGAUUCAAGGUUAAUCCGAUCCGGUAACAAUCCAAACUGCACCUGUGAGGAUCUUAACACUAACCCCGCUGCCACUGCUUUUGGGAUGUCUUCAGGAGAACAGCUAUCCCAUUCAGAAGAACGAAAGCGGUGUGAGGGCUGUACAAGUGGAAAUGGUGGAGGCUCAAGCUCUGCUGGUUCCGGUAAAUGGAAGUACUCACCUGGGCUUCGAGCCAAGAACACCAUCCACACAGCAACCAGUCCACUCUCUAAUCCGGAUCACAUAACCGUAUUUGAAAACAACGAUGAAAGCGAAGACGAUGGUGACGAGCAGUACAUGGGAGGAAACUUACAAUCACCUGAGAGUAGUGAUAAGACCCCUCGCCAGAGGUAUAUUCACGGCUUUGAGAGCAUAGAACAAGAUAGACGAAAUUCACAGGACAGAGACAGCAGAGAUCGCUCUCCUAAGCUCACCUCCCCAGAUACAUCAGGGCAAGGACAGGGACAGUACCAAGCAUCCAAAAUGAAGCGCCGGGUAAUUGUGGCGAAGGCCAUGGUCGAUACGACGCUUGCGGUCAUUCCUGCAGAAGCAUUUCAUCGUCUGACACAAAAAUUUCCGCAAGCUGCAGCUCAUAUUGUGCAGGUGAUUUUGAUUCGUUUUCAGCGCGUGACCCUAUUGACAGGACACAAGUACCUUGGCCUGACCAAAGAACUAUUGCGGAUGGAACGAUCCAUCAAUGAGAUUGGAAGCUAUGGUCUACCGCCCAACUUUUUCAGACCCAGGACUAUGGAGUAUCUAAAAGCUAAGUUUAGCACUGUUUGCGAGGAGAGUGAUGAGGAUGAUGACCAGCCUAUUGCGAUCCGAAUUAGGAAAUCGCGCAAUGGAGCCGCCAGUCAUUUGCAUGGUAAACAUCCGGGCGAUAACUCACCAGCUGUCCCCAGUCCAAACUCCCUGUCGUCUAUUGCCGAGAGUAGCGAGCAUGUGCGCCAUGGAUCAGGAUUUUCGGCUCUGAUGGGAGACAGCAACGAAGAGGAGGAUAAUUAUCUGCGUGACCAAGUUAUGGAGUGUCUUUCUCGAAGUAUCGGCCUUGUUCAGAUGCCUUCCCACAAGCCCAGCAAUACUAGCUUACGUCCAGAUCCAAAGCCCUUGGGCAACUCGGACUACUUCUCUGCAGUCCUUCAAGCCAAUAUAAAUGGGGGAGGAGGUAUUGGUACGAACACUGGCUUCGUGGGAGGAGGGUAUCCGAUGAGGAAGACUAACUCCAACACUAAUUCGGAUACAGCGAGUGUUGGUCCAGAUGAUGUUACUGCAACAUCCAACUCGUCAUCGACAGUACCAUCAGUCAUGAGUGAAGUGGAGAAUGAUGUUGAGAUCAUGUACUUCCCAGCUGGAGCUAAGCUGGUCGAGGAAGGAGAGCGAAAUGCAGGGUUGUUCUUUGUGAUUGAUGGUGUACUGGACGUCUCAAUAAGUCCUAAGCAAGACGCUAAACUUCCAGGAAUGAAUAAUAGCAAUAUCAGUGGUAGCCACCUUAAUGAUUCUCCAAGAAAUAUGUUUGGACACCAUAUUUCGUCGCUUGACUUGAAGGCUCACAUCCCUAGACCGUCCGCUGUGCAUUCUCAAACAUCAUCGACCAAGAAGUCGCCACGCUAUCAAAAUCAGCCUAAUGGCAAUGGAAACUCGCGGACGUCCAUGUCAGGAACUCAUCGUCAUGGCGGAAAUGAACCACACCCACUAUUCUCAAUCAAAGCAGGAGGGUUAGCAGGUUAUUUGUCUGCACUCUCUGGAUAUCCAUCAUUCGUGACGAUCACGGCUCGAACAAAUGCCUAUGUAGGAUAUCUGUCCAAAGUAGCACUGGAUCGUGUCAUGGAACGUAACCCCACAAUCUUAUUGACACUUGCCAAGCGUCUGAUCACCGUGGUAUCUCCUAUUGUAUUACAUUUGGAUUAUGCAAUGGAGUGGAUGCAGGUAUCUGCAAGUCAGGUGCUCCAUCGGAAAGGUGAUGAUUGCGACUCGAUCUAUAUUGUCUUGAAUGGUCGUUUGCGUACGAUCAACGAAAAGGAGCCUGGCAAGAUUGAAAUUCUCAAUGAAUACAGUCAAGGAGAAUCUGUAGGGGAGAUGGAAGUGCUAAUGGGGUCACCGUUUCCUUCAACUCUCCAUGCGAUUCGUGAUUCAGAAGUGGCUCGAAUGCCUAGAACCUUGUUUAAUGCGUUGGCAUAUCGUCAUCCCGAGAUCACAAUCCGGAUCUCAAGAUUGAUUGCUCAGCGUGCUAGUGAUGCGCUGAUUAAUAAUCCAAAGUCCGUGGGAGUGACGCCUGAUUCUGCAAUUAAUAACUCGAAUUUGAGGACGAUCGGUAUCUUGCCUGUGUCACCAAAUGUGCCCGUGAAUGAGUUUGCAGAUCGCCUGAAGGCUGCUCUGGUUGGAAUUGGCUCGACUUGUACGCUUUUGAAUCAUAGUACGGUGAUGAAUUUGUUGGGGAAGCAUGCUUUCGCAAAGAUUGGAAAGCUGAAAUUAGAUAACUGGUUGACUGAGCAAGAAGAGACUGCACAAAUUGUGCUGUAUCUUGCAGACGGAGGAUUGACCUCACCCUGGACUCAGACAUGUAUCCGACAAGCUGAUUGCAUCUUGUUGGUGGGCCAUGGAGAUGGAGAUCCUACUGUGGGUGAUUAUGAGAGGUUAUUGGUUAGUAUGAAAACGACCGCGCGAAAGGAAUUGGUGUUGCUGCAUGCCCAGCGACAUUGUUUACCAGGAUCUACAGCAGCUUGGUUGAAAUCAAGGAUAUGGGUACAUGCACAUCAUCAUGUCCAAAUGUCAGUCAAAGGCCCGACAAUGCUUGGAGAGACAUCACGAAAAAAGACGAUCAUGAACUUGAAGGACCAUCUUGAAAAGUUUUAUACCAACAUUCGACACAAUAAUGUUCAAAAGAGCCCAGCGUUCACAGGGAACAGGAGCGAUUUUGCAAGACUGGCGAGACGGUUGACAGGUCGAACAGUGGGAUUGGUUCUUGGAGGUGGAGGCGCUCGAGGUAUUGCUCAUAUUGGUGUGAUCCGAGCGUUGGAAGAAGCCGGGAUCCCGAUUGACAUUGUGGGCGGUACAAGUAUUGGAGCAUUUAUUGGAGGGUUGUAUGCACGUGAGUCUGACAAUGUGGCUAUCUUUGGACGAGCAAAGAUGUUCGCGGGUCGUAUGGCAGCUAAGUGGCGAAUGGUGGCCGACUUCACAUAUCCAGUGACUUCCUGGACCACAGGACAUGCAUUCAACCGAGGUAUCUGGAAAUGCUUUAGUGACACACAAAUACAGGACUUUUGGUUAUCAUAUUAUUGUAACACAACCAACAUUACGUUUUCGAGGAUGGAGAUUCAUCAAGCGGGCUACGCAUGGCGGUAUAUUCGUGCAUCAAUGUCUCUUUCAGGCUUCUUGCCGCCACUCUGCGAUAAUGGACACAUGUUAGUCGAUGGAGGAUAUAUGGAUAACUUGCCGGUCGAGUUUAUGCAAUCCUUGGGAGCCAACACUGUCUUUGCAGUAGAUGUAGGAAGCGAUGAUGAUACCACGCUACAGCAUUAUGGUGAUAGUUUGUCAGGAUGGUUGGUUCUGUUGAAUCGUUGGAAUCCGUUCUCAACCAUGUACCGAAACAUCCCUAAUUUGGCGGAUUUGCAAUCCAAGUUAGCUUAUGUCUCGAGUGUGAAGCAACUGGAGGCUGCGAAAACUACGCCAGGAGUGUUUUACAUAAAGCCACCGGUUCAAGAGUAUGGUACUCUGGAGUUUUCUAGGUUCUUGGAAAUUUGUGAAGUAGGGUAUGAGUAUGGCAAAGAGAUGCUGGAAAAGUGGACUAAAGAAGGAAAACUGAACCACAUCUUGGUUGCUAACGAAACCGACAAAGGACGUCAGACCAAACGUAUCCGUCGCAACUCGAUAUAA
Lobosporangium transversale is the source of this 4533-nucleotide messenger RNA. RefSeq lists its product as hypothetical. Lineage: Eukaryota; Fungi; Mortierellomycota; Mortierellomycetes; Mortierellales; Mortierellaceae. The transcript is spliced from 3 exons. Gene Ontology annotation, biological process: phosphatidylcholine metabolic process. Gene Ontology annotation, cellular component: endoplasmic reticulum. The record is from RefSeq and is a predicted model, not a curated record. Gene Ontology annotation, molecular function: phosphatidylcholine lysophospholipase A1 activity. Bases 1 to 4533 code for a protein of 1510 amino acids.